Messenger RNA from Anarrhichthys ocellatus (wolf-eel), 2819 nucleotides. It is a transcript of the gene wasf2, whose product is annotated as WASP family member 2. Gene Ontology annotation, molecular function: actin binding; Arp2/3 complex binding; protein kinase A regulatory subunit binding. Gene Ontology annotation, cellular component: SCAR complex; cytoskeleton. Gene Ontology annotation, biological process: positive regulation of Arp2/3 complex-mediated actin nucleation; actin cytoskeleton organization. NCBI's taxonomy places the organism in Eukaryota, Metazoa, Chordata, Actinopteri, Perciformes, Anarhichadidae. The record is from RefSeq and is a predicted model, not a curated record. The transcript is spliced from 9 exons. Bases 149 to 1591 code for a protein of 480 amino acids.
GGAUCUGUCUAGCUCGUCUGUGUACUGUACCGCCGAACAUUUCUUGUGGAAAUCUUGACAGACGAUAACAACCAGACUGUAUACGUUAGAUAGAUUCUGCGUUUCCCAUUUUUGACGGGUUGGGCCCCUCUACCUACAACGUCCCACCAUGCCUCUGGUUACGAGGAAUAUAGAGCCGCGGCAUGUGUGUCGCCAGACCAUCCCUUCCAACAUCCGCAGUGAACUGGAAUGUGUCACCAACAUCAGCCUGGCCAACAUCAUCCGCCAGCUCGGCAGCCUCAGCAAAUAUGCAGAGGACGUGUUCGGGGAGCUGUUUGUCCAGGCUGCAGCAUUUGCGCUGAGAGUUAACACACUGGGAGAUAGAGUGGAUAGUCUGCAGGUUAAAGUCACCCAGCUGGACCCCAAAGAAGAGGAGGUCUCUCUGCAGGCCAUCACUACCCGUAAGGCCUUCCGCAGCAGUCUGACCCAGGACCAGCAGUUGUUCACCAGGCCGUCUCUGCCAAUGCCUGUACAGGACACCUACAAAACCUGUAAUCCGCCCCCACCACUCAACAACCUCAGCCAAUACCGGGAUGAUGGGAAGGAGGCCCUGAAGUUUUACACUGAUCCCUCCUACUUCUUUGAACUGUGGAAGGAGAAGAUGCUGCAGGACACCAAGGACAUCAUGAAGGAGAGACGCAAGCACAGAAAGGAGAAGAAAGACCAUCUUAACCAACGGACACUCAACCCGCGAAAGAUCAAGACCAGGAAGGAUGAAUGGGAACGCCGAAAGAUGGGGGAGGAGUUUAUGGUGCCAAAGAACGAUUUGAUGAAUUCUUCUGAGGGCCUAAAUGGCAGUAUUGGAUCUGGAGACGGCUUUGAGAUGAGUUCCAGCUCCUACGCUUAUGAACCCUGCUCCCCUCUCUCUCCGCCUGGCACUGAUGACUUCCUGCCUCCUCCACCUCCAGACAUGGCGUAUAAUGACGGAGGAUACGGAGUUCCAACCCCGAAGAGUCCAAACCACCCACCUCCUGCUCCUCCCAUGACCUCUCCCAAUGCCAACUCUCGCCCCAACCUCGCCCCUCCCCCUGCACCUCCUCCCCCUCCUCCACCCUCUGGCUUUGGGGUUCCCCCACCUCCCCCCGGCUUCGACUCCACACCUUCCCCUCCUCCGUUCUCCUCCUCUCCAUCUGGCUAUCCCUCCCCACCUGCUCCCCCUCCUCCACCUGCUAUGUCCAAUGUUCCUCCUCCUCCACCACCACCUAUGCCUGCAGGUGGCGGUGGUCCACCCCCUCCUCCUCCACCACCUCCCCCUGGCCCACCUCCCUCAUCUUUUGGCAACUCUGCUCCCCCUCCUCCCUCCGGUGGUGGGGCGCAACCUAGCUCUGCUCCUAAACCUCCGCCAGAGCCUGUUGAUGAUCCUCGUACUGACCUGCUGCAGGCCAUCCGACAAGGUUUCAACCUGCGUAAAACGGAGGCCCAGCGGGAGCAGGAGAAGAGGGAUCACUUUGGCAACGAUGUGGCUGCCAUCCUGUCCCGUCGUAUCGCUGUAGAGUGCAGCGACAGCGAGGAUGACUCCUCGGAGUUUGACGAUGAAGAGUGGUCCGAGUAAUAGCCGUUCCCUUUUCACCUUCACGACCACCUCUGUAUCUUUCCUCAGCCUUCAACAACAUCUUCGUAUUUCCAUUCAAAUCACAUUCUUAAGCAGCAGUGCAGCAGGGUUCCCUGUUCUGUGUGUGUCAGAGUUUGAGUGCGUUAUGCACACAUUGUAUGUGCAAGUUCACAUUCCUUGAACCAUUUGUUUUCUUAUUUAUCCAACAUUAUUCCGAGCAGUGCAACGGUCCAGAGAUGGAGUGUGAGUGCGCCUGGUUGUGUCCCCAUUUGCUUCUAUUGAGCGACACGGCGCUGUUAUUGAUGUGAAUGUUAUAUGACGCACGUCUCUCUGCUGAGUCUGUGCGUAAACGGAUCAACUCUGUCUUUAUCUCGGCGUAUAUUAGAGUCAGGCGCCUUCUGCUGUCGGCUAAACGUCUGAUUUUAUCUGCUUAAGGAUAUUACGGCAAAGGAUAAUCGAGAGGGAGCACAGUAUCUGCAUCUGCUCGGUAGAAAGACACAAACUAUCGUCAAAACAUUCUCACUCGUAGAUUAUAUGAUAAAGUACAUGUAAAGUUUAUGUAACAUAUCGAAUCAUAUCUAAAGAUAAUUAUGCAAUCCUUUCAUAUCCCUUUUUAAAGCACCAUUUUUUUUAAUCACUUUUUUCAAUUCUUUCUUUCUGUGGUUGUCACGGGAACACUCAUCACUUGUGGAUGAAACACGGUUGUAGUUUAUAAAUAAAUUCAUGAAUUAAUUAUUCAGCGUGACGGAGAAAGUGUUGGCUCAUGGCAGACACCUGGGGUGUUUGAUGAGAUACUGAACAUAUGCAGACAUUCUCUUUGUGUUUAUUACGCGUUUCCUUCCUGCAGAAUUUUCUUUUGAAAUUUUUCUGGGGAUUAACUCGGCUCUUGUGCUUUAAUCACUGCUCUGUGUAGACUCGGGCAGCACUUGGCCUGCUGUCUGAUAAGUGCCUUUUUUAUACUGCAUUUCAGUGUCAGUGCAGGUUUAUUUUGGUUAUCCACACUGGCCACUGAUCCGCUUCUUCCAAAAAUAUUAUCAGCUGCCGACGAUGUGUGAAAUGUGGAGCCGACUGAUGUUUAGUGAGGACCACAUAUUUCUCAAGUGCCUUUUUAUUUGACAUCCACCUGUGUUAACGCACAAUCGCACAGCAUGCUUUGCCAAAGCUUCUCCUGCCUUACAUUUGCAUAUGAUUAUUGUUAUUUCAAUAAAGAUGGAGUGAAUUACACUGA